GGAGAGUGGUUGCGGCUGCGCCAUCCCUAAGCUUCCAGGCGCGCAGGCUGGACCCCUGGAGACGCGAGCUGGCGCCUGGGGCAGAAGCAGCGAAGGGGACUUUCGGCUGGCUGCCGCCUCAGCGGUCACCGCAGCCGGCGGCCUCCUCUCCUGACCCUCCAGAAAAGGAGCCCCUUCCCUGAGCUCCUGAAUGAGAUAGAGGUUGCUACUGAACUUGCUACUAAGGAGGUACCACCGAACCUAGGGGACCCGUGUGGGCCAGGGGCGUCUUAAAGAAGAAGAGACGGGUUUGUAUUUUUCCUAUAAAGGCCCGGGAGUCCGCGGCGACGGUGGGCUCAAAGGACUGCCAGGAGCGAGCCUCCCCCGGGGAAGCCGCAGAAGGACUUGGAGCGCAGGUCCACGCAGACGCGGGCUGGGGGAACUGCAGCUCCUCGCAGGGCACUGGUGGAGGGAACGGGGUCGCCGGCCCCUCUGCCCUGGCAGACAUGCACAACGCGUCAUUUUCCGAGCUGGGGCCAGCCAACACGUCGUGCUUGGGCCCCGCACUGGGCUGCCCCAACGCAUCGAGCCCGCCGCCGCCUCCGCCGCCACUGCCUCUGCCGCUGGCGGUGGCGGUGCCGGUCGUCUACGCGGUGAUCUGCGCGGUGGGGCUGGCGGGCAACUCGGCAGUGCUGUACGUGCUGCUGCGGGCGCCCCGCAUGAAGACCGUCACCAACCUGUUUAUCCUCAACCUGGCCAUCGCGGAUGAACUCUUCACGCUCGUGCUGCCCAUCAACAUCGCUGACUUCCUCCUGCAGCAGUGGCCCUUUGGGGAGCUCAUGUGCAAGCUCAUCGUGGCCAUCGACCAGUACAACACGUUCUCCAGCCUCUACUUCCUCACGGUCAUGAGCGCCGACCGCUACCUGGUAGUGCUGGCCACCGCCGAGUCACGCCGGGUGGCUGGCCGCACGUAUAGCGCCGCGCGCGCAGUGAGCCUGGCCGUGUGGGGACUCGUGACGCUGGUCGUGCUGCCCUUCGCGGUCUUCGCCCGGCUCGACGACGAGCAGGGCCGGCGCCAGUGCGUGCUGGUCUUCCCGCAGCCAGAGGCCUUCUGGUGGCGGGCGAGCCGCCUCUAUACGCUUGUGCUCGGCUUCGCCAUCCCCGUGUCCACCAUCUGCGUUUUCUACAGCAUCCUGCUGUACCGACUGCGCGCCAUACGGCUGGACAGCCAAGCCAAGGCUCUGGAUCGCGCUAAGAAGCGGGUGACUCUCUUGGUGGUGGCGAUUCUGGCCGUGUGCCUCCUCUGCUGGACGCCCUACCACCUGAGCACCGUGGUGGCGCUCACUACUGACCUCCCUCAGACGCCUCUUGUCAUCGCGCUCUCCUACUUCAUCACCAGCUUGAGUUACGCCAACAGCUGCCUCAACCCCUUUCUCUAUGCCUUCCUGGACGACAGCUUCCGCAGGAGCCUUCGCCAGCUGCUGGCCUGCCGGGCUGCCGCUUAAUCCUCCUCCCCACACCCUUUCGCGUACCCUGCGCCCCAGUCCUGGCUGCUCCAGCUCCGGCUGGUGCAGAGGGAGCAGGCGCCCGCGGAGCUCGGGAGGCCUUCCUGAGCUAUAGGCUCCUGUCGCCGACCCCGAAAAUUUGCUAAAGAUCCAGAUUCUUGGGCUCCGGCUCAGACAUAGGGAAUCCGACGCACUAGGGCUGCGCCCUCAGUUUGAAAAUACCAAGCCGUCCAGAUAAUGCAGGACCACGUUAAGUAUGAGGACUGUUGAGAAUGAGAACGCAAGCGGAGCGCUCCCUAAUGCCAAAGGGGCACCGAGUUGACCCCCGAAUUUGACAGGGAGGUCCGGAAGGGAGGAGGAGGGCGGCAGUGGUGCUGGGAGCCCUCUGCCCUUUCCCCCUUUCUCCACCCGCCCAGGGCGUUCUCAACUCAGGCUCUAGGUGGAGGACUCUGCGCUAUCCCUGGAUACAGGGAGGCGGAGGCGGAGGUGGGGAUGGGCGC
Mustela erminea (ermine) is the source of this 1984-nucleotide messenger RNA. RefSeq names its product neuropeptides B and W receptor 1 (gene NPBWR1). Gene Ontology annotation, biological process: neuropeptide signaling pathway. Bases 486 to 1484 code for a protein of 332 amino acids. Gene Ontology annotation, cellular component: membrane; neuron projection. Gene Ontology annotation, molecular function: neuropeptide binding; neuropeptide receptor activity. The transcript is spliced from 2 exons. Lineage: Eukaryota; Metazoa; Chordata; Mammalia; Carnivora; Mustelidae. The record is from RefSeq and is a predicted model, not a curated record.